Messenger RNA from Telopea speciosissima, 1587 nucleotides. RefSeq lists its product as uncharacterized. The record is from RefSeq and is a predicted model, not a curated record. The coding region runs from base 138 to 1424 and encodes 428 amino acids. The transcript has 5 exons. NCBI's taxonomy places the organism in Eukaryota, Viridiplantae, Streptophyta, Magnoliopsida, Proteales, Proteaceae.
UUUAGGUAUGUGCCUACAAAGAUGGAGAAGUUAUAAUUGAUACUUCCGCCGGUCAGCUUGGAAGAUAUGAUCCUCGGCCUGUUCAGCCUGACAGCCUAUUUCCUGUUUUUUCAGUAACAAAGGGGAUUACUGCAGGAAUGUUACAUUGGCUGGUUGAUAACGGGAAACUGCAAUUCGAGGAAAAUAUCGCAAACAUCUGGCCACAAUUCAGAACAAAUGGAAAAGAUUCAAUAAAGGUUUGCCAUGUCCUGAACCAUACAUCUGGAUUGCACAAUGGAAUGGCUGAUAUCAGGGAUAAUCCUUUACUCAUAUGUGACUGGAAUGAAUGCUUGAACCAUAUUGCUAUGUCAGUCCCUGAAACUGAGCCUGGACUGGAGCAGCUUUAUCAUUAUUUGUCCUUUGGCUGGUUAUGUGGAGGUAUUAUUGAGCAUGCAUCUGGAAAGAAAUUUCAAGAGGUUCUUGAAGAAGCAAUCAUUCAUCCUCUCAACAUUGAAGGAGAACUAUAUAUUGGCAUUCCUCCAGGUGUGGAAUCUCGCCUUGCAACGCUCACUUUAGAUACAGAAGACUUAUACAGGCUCUCCAGGAUAAGCAGUCCUCCUGAUCUUCCUUCCUCCUUCCAGACAAACAAUAUGUUGCAGCUUGUAACAGGACUUCCUGCUCUCUUCAACACACUCAACGUGCGCCGUGCCAUUAUUCCUGCUGCCAAUGGGCAUUGCUCAGCCCGAGCGCUUGCACGCUACUAUGCAACCCUUGCUGCUGGUGGCAUGGUCCCACCGCCACAUGUGUCUUCCAGGCCACCACUUGGCAGCCAUCCUCACAUCCCAAAGUUCCCCUCUUUGGAAUCACCAGAGAAAAAGAAAGCCAACAAAAUGAAGGAGAUGGUUAUUCCAAAGAAGAAGACUAAGGUUAAUGACCACAGUAGAAAUUCUAAGAACGGUAAUAAUGAUAAAAAGACUAGCAUUGACAGGUACACUAGGCUCUGUACCAGUGGUAGUAGUUCUAGUAGUAGUUCUAAUACACCUGACAGUGUUGAUGGAAGUGAGAGCGAUGAUCAUAGAAGAGGUGUUAGCAAGAUUUUUAGUAACCAAAAGAUUCAUGAUGCAUUCUUGGGUGUUGGUGACUACAGUAAUCUGGUUUUACCAAAUGGGAAAUUUGGGCUAGGUUUCAGAAGGUUCAGCCUGAAGGAUGGAUCCCUAACUAGUUUUGGCCACUCAGGCAUUGGUGGAUCAACAGGUUUUUGUGACAUAGAGAAUAGGUUUGCAAUAGCGGUUACUUUGAACAAGCUCUCACUUGGGACUGUGACGGGGAAUAUAAUACAGUUUGUUUGCUCCGAGCUAAAUUUGCCUGUGCCUGAGGAGUUCUCAAGAUUUGGUGAGAAUGGACCUGAUAUAAACCCGAAUUUAGGAAGGCCAUUGAUAAAUUAAACGAUAAAAUCUUUUUAACUUCUUUAUUUUUUAAUUAUGUAUUUACAAACAUGUAUAUUUGUAUGCAAGAUAUUCCAUGGCAGCAAUACUGUAAGUUUCCAUUGCCUGUAAAAUGAAGAUACAUAAAAUAAAAAUGUUUACAUAAUCCUUUUGGAUUUGAGCA